This is a messenger RNA of Arabidopsis arenosa, 1081 nucleotides long. The record is from the annotation of a GenBank genome assembly. Lineage: Eukaryota; Viridiplantae; Streptophyta; Magnoliopsida; Brassicales; Brassicaceae.
AUUUCCUCUAUUCAAAACACAUCAACGAGCCAACAAAAGUCAUUUCUUCUUCUUCCUCUCAAGAAUCAAAACCGAAAACAGAGAAACAUCACCACCAAUGGGAUGUUUUAUGGGUUGUUUCGGUCUCUCUUCCAACAAAAAACGCAGAAACUCCAUUAGGAAGAUCCUUCCUCGAGAUCAAAGAAUCUGUAGCUAUGAACCGCUACUUUCUUCAGAUCCAACAGAUUUCAGUACUGUUUUAGAUAACCCUGAAAAGAUCUCAAAUUCGAACCUCAGGGGUGAAGUGGGGGAGGAGGAGAAGAAGGUGACUAAGAAGACGAGGAAGAGAGUCAGAUUUGACUUGAAUGUACAAACCUAUGAACCUAUUGUACCAGCAAGAUAUGAGAAUGAUUGCAGUGAUGAUGAAGAGGGAAAAGGAGAAAGAAGCAAUGGAUCUUCGGUUAUCGACAAGAAACCAGAGGAUCUAAGCAGUAGAUCUGUGUAUCCUUCAAACUAUAGAUACCACAAUUGUGUUGAUAGUUUUGAGGAUGAGGAUGAAAUGGGUUAUGGAGAGAGUGAUUUGGAGGAUGAAGACUAUUACACCGAUGAUGAAAACGACUAUGAAGAUGAUGCUGAUGAUGAAGAUGAAGAAGAAGAAGAAGACAAGGACCAGGACGUGACUCCUCUUUUGAAUCCAGUGGAGAAUCUUGCUCAGUGGAAAGCGGUUAAAGCAAGGCCGGUGAAAGUUAAACGGGUAAUGAAAGAGAAUGUUGAAACUGAUAUGGAUGAUCAAGCAAAACCGCUACUGAAGGAGAUAAUCGUCAAUACUAGCCUUUCCAAUUGGUUGGCCUCACCAAAGAGUUUUCAUGGGAAUGGUUCGUCGAAUAGAUCCCCAAUUGUGGAUAUCACCAACAUGGAGAACAGGUAAAAGGGUUCACAAUGUUUAAGAAAAGAAAAAAAGUGUGUUUUGUUGUUUGUCUUUGUAGCAUUUCUGAUUCUUUCUGUGUGUAUGGAUGGAGGUUUGUAUCGGUUUUCCCUUUUUGGGUUAUUUUUACCACUAGUUGUUUCUGCAACUAAAUCUUGAUAAAGUUGUGAUCUUUCA